This is a messenger RNA of Chilo suppressalis (striped riceborer), 2037 nucleotides long. The record is from the annotation of a GenBank genome assembly. NCBI's taxonomy places the organism in Eukaryota, Metazoa, Arthropoda, Insecta, Lepidoptera, Crambidae.
AUUCAGUGAGUCGGAUUCCGUCGGGGCGGGUCGUCACUGCAAUCUAUCAUAUUACACUUCAUAUUUUGUGUAUUUUAACUUAACCGUAGGGCGACCCGAUACCUAACCCGACUUAACUAGAGUACUUAAUAAGACUUAAAAAUGUUGCAUCUAAAGAACAUAGCCAAAUCAGUGGUUCCGCCUUUGAAAAAUUCCAUUCAAAAUGAGGCAGUCAAUAAUAUACUCCGAAUCACGCCUGCUGCUGUUAACGUGUGUUGCCGAACCUACGCAAGUCAUGAGAUUCCAGACAGGCUUAAAGAUAUACCGACCAGUGCAAAUCCCAGAUUUUUCGACAUGGUUGAGUAUUUCUUCCAUAGAGCUUGCCAGGUAAUAGAAGAUAAAUUGGUGGAAGACAUGAAAUCAAGAGUCUCCAUCGAGGAAAAGAAAAAGAAAGUCGCCGGUAUUCUGAACAUGAUGCAGCCUUGUGAUCACAUCAUUGAAAUCCAGUUCCCAUUAAGGCGUGAUUCCGGUGACUAUGAGAUGAUCCUGGGAUACAGAGCUCAACAUUCCUCACACAGAACCCCCACCAAAGGAGGUAUUCGCUUCUCGACUGACGUGACCAGGGAUGAGGUGAAAGCCCUGUCUGCUUUGAUGACCUUCAAAUGCGCCUGCGUCGACGUGCCAUUCGGCGGAGCCAAGGCAGGCAUCAAAAUCAACCCCAAAGAAUACUCUGAACACGAACUAGAGAAGAUCACCCGUCGAUUCACCCUCGAACUCGCUAAGAAAGGAUUUAUUGGGCCCGGUGUAGAUGUCCCAGCCCCAGACAUGGGAACUGGCGAGCGUGAGAUGUCCUGGAUCGCCGAUACUUACGCAAAGACCGUUGGCUACCAAGACAUCAACGCUCAUGCUUGCGUUACUGGCAAACCCAUCAAUCAGGGUGGUAUCCAUGGCAGAGUGUCUGCCACCGGCAGAGGAGUGUUCCACGGACUGGAGAACUUCAUCAACGAGGCAAACUACAUGAGCAUGAUCGGCACAACCCCCGGGUGGGGCGGUAAAACGUUCAUAGUGCAAGGUUUCGGUAACGUGGGCCUGCACACGUGCCGUUACCUCGUCCGCGCGGGCGCCACUUGCAUCGGUGUCAUUGAGCAUGACGGCGCCAUCCACAACCCCGACGGUAUCGACCCCAAGGCCCUGGAAGACUACAGGAUAGACAAUGGCACCAUUGUCGGGUUCCCGGGGGCGAAGGCCUACGAAGGAGAGAACAUGUUGUACGAAAAAUGCGACAUCCUUGUCCCAGCUGCUGUGGAGCAAGUCAUCCACAAAGAGAACGCCCACAAAAUCCAGGCUAAGAUCAUCGCUGAAGCUGCGAACGGUCCGACGACGCCGGCCGCCGACAAGAUCCUCAUCGACCGCAACAUCCUCGUCAUCCCCGACCUGUACAUCAACGCUGGCGGUGUCACCGUCUCCUUUUUCGAGUGGCUCAAGAACUUGAACCACGUCUCCUACGGUCGUCUCACGUUCAAAUACGAGCGCGAAUCCAAUUACCAUUUGUUGGAGUCGGUACAGGAGUCGCUCGAGAGGCGUUUCGGCCGCGUCGGAGGUCGCAUCCCCGUGACCGCAUCUGAAUCCUUCCAGAAGAGGAUCUCUGGUGCUUCAGAAAAAGACAUUGUGCACUCCGGCCUCGACUACACUAUGGAGAGGUCCGCUAGGGCCAUCAUGAAGACUGCCCUGAAGUUCAACCUGGGCUUAGAUCUGAGAACGGCGGCGUACGCCAAUUCCAUCGAGAAGAUAUUCACCACCUACGCGGACGCCGGUCUCGCAUUCUAAUAACUCCUUAGAUAAAAAAAUAUAUAAAGUAUUGUCUGCAUUUUAUAGACACUCGUCUUAGACCCUCUGCACAUAAGCAUAAACUUUAAGACAUUAUUAUUCACAGUAUUUCCUAAUUGGAAUCAUAGCUUUUUUACUUUAUCGAUAAGCAAUGCAUUGUUAAACAAUUUAAGUUGAAAUUAUGACUUAUAUUUUCCAUUUGUAUGUAUCGUCUUUCAUUUUGAAUAAAAU